This is a messenger RNA of Ascochyta rabiei, 4629 nucleotides long. RefSeq lists its product as uncharacterized. Gene Ontology annotation, cellular component: nucleus. Gene Ontology annotation, biological process: regulation of ribosomal protein gene transcription by RNA polymerase II. Gene Ontology annotation, molecular function: protein binding; DNA-binding transcription factor activity; sequence-specific DNA binding. The transcript has 2 exons. Bases 1 to 4629 code for a protein of 1542 amino acids. NCBI's taxonomy places the organism in Eukaryota, Fungi, Ascomycota, Dothideomycetes, Pleosporales, Didymellaceae. The record is from RefSeq and is a predicted model, not a curated record.
AUGGCGACGACGAGUGCGCGAGACGAAUUCCGCCCUGAGCCUGCCAACCUACACGGUUUACCUGCUGCAGCUGAUUCGCCGCGCUCUUGUUGGGCAGAGCUUUGGGAAGAUGCUGGCGAUGCGGCUGGUGAGGCGCGCAGCCAAGCUAGCGACGGCCUGGCUUUGCGCGUUGCCAAUCAGCAGCUAGCGUCUCUGGUCGUGCAAGGCUCUCACGAGCCGGGCGCAGACGAGGACCAGCUGAUCGACCUCACCGCGUCUACCGACCCGUCGACCGACUCCUUCUCCGACUCCUUCUCCGACGCUCUGCACGCCGUGCUGGACUCUGCAGACGGCCUCGACAGCCUCGACAGCCUCGACAGCGCGCAACCCUGCACCGUGUGUGACCUCAACUCGUUCGACAUCCACUGCCUUGGCCACGAAGAUGGAGGCGCCAACAUGCUCGUAGCACCCGGCGCACCCCAGCCCUCGCCCCUCGACCAUGCCCGCCCCCAACAUGCUCCCAGCGACGGCCCUCUCUCGCCCGCUACACCCGCUGCUGCCGCCAUGGAAGAAGGCGCCGCCCCAGCCCAGCCAGCGAGCCCCAAUGCGCCUGCCGCUGCAACACCGCCUGCCCUUCCCGGCUUCACCGCUGGCAAGGGCGCGCUGCCAGCCCCAGACGUGACCCUCGACGACCCCGCAGCAAAUGGCCUGCCCGCCCUGGAUGCGCCCAUUUCGCUCGCCCAACCCUUGGACAUGGGCCUCGCCAUGGAUAUGGACGUGAACAUGAACAUGAACAUGAACAUGAACAUGCCCAUGAACAUGAACAUGAACACGAACAUGAACUCGGACAUGAACUCGAACAUGAACUCCAACAUGAACUCGAACAUGACCUCGAACAUGACCUCGAACAUGACCUCGAACAUGACCUCGAACAUGACCUCGAACAUGACCUCGAACAUGAACACAAACACGAGCACAAACACAAACACAAACACGAGCACAAACACAAACACAAACACGAGCACAAACACAAACACAAACAUGCCCAUGGACACAAACAUGAACAUGAACAUGCCCGUCAACGGCCUCCCCAUGCUACCCGACCUCAUGCCCAUGGACUUUGCCGAGCACGACGUCGCCAGCGAGGAACGCGUCAACGCCUUUGCCCGCCUACGCUUCGACGACGGCUCCUACUACAUGCACACCUACCAGAUCAUCCUGGGCCGCAACCUCGCCCUCGCACGCAGAGACAUGCGCCGCCUCGCCAAGGUUGACCUGCUAAAGGAGCAGGGCCAUGUCGCCGCCGCGAACGAGCUGCUGCACGGCAAGAAGCGCAAGCGUGGCCGCCGCGGUGCCCCCAGCGUCAUCAGUGAGAAGGGCGGCAUCGUCAGCGCACGCAUAGAGUCGAUGCCUCUCGAGUACCAGCAGCGCCGCCACCCUUCGCAGUCAGCCAGCUCCGGCUCCCACCAGAACGGCGAGGCGAUUGAGGAGAAGCCUGCCGAGCGUGCACCGCAGGAUGUCAUCAUGCAGGCCUUCCCCGAACGACCUGAACAGUUCGAUGGCCACAUCCCCGAGGACCCAACUGACUGCCCCCUUGUCCCUAUACACCCCGAGCACAUCACCGCUAAGACCGGCAACCAGGGGCCCAAGGGCAUCUCACGUCGUCACGCCAGGAUUUUCUACAAUUUUGAAGAAGGCGCUUUCUGCAUCGAGGUACUCGGUAACAACGGAUUGCACCAUGAGGGCCAAUUCUGUCCACAAGGCGCAAUCGUCACCCUUGAGCAUGGCGACAACCUGUCCAUCGGCGCUGUGAACAUGCAAUUCUACCUUCCUGACGUCGCUCUCACUGAACAGCAGCGCCAGCGACAGGAAUCUGGUUCUCGACCCAUGAGCUUCUCUUUUGAGAACGGCCAUGGCGAAAUGGAGAGCGACGAGGAGAUGAGUUCCGAUAGUGAGGGCCAGAUGAGCAUCAACCCUCGUCAGGUCUACUACCACCCCGUUGAUAGCGAGCUGGAGUCUGAAGAUGACGGACACGAUGACGGCGUGGAUGAGUACAAAGAGCCUGCGCCAAAACCAAAGAUCAAACUCAAGCUCAAGGCUCCGCGUCCGCGCGAGCGUUCACCACUUCCAAAGAAGUCGAAGAAGGAGAGGGAGAGGGAGAAGGCUUUGUUGAAGAAGAGAAAGCACAGAGAACGCGAAGAGCGCGACUACAACCCAGACGAGUCGCCCAUCAAGAAGGCCAAGAAGAUCAGGGCCCCGCCAGAGCAGCCAGUCAGAGCAUCGCCUACUAAAGAGCCCAAGGCAACAAAAGAGAUCAAACAAAUCAAGCAAGUCAAGGAGAUCAAAGAAGCCAAGGAGAAGGAAGUCGAGAUACCCAAAGAGGUCAAGGAGCCAAAAGAGGCCAAAGAGCCCAAAGAACUCAAGGACAAGGGCAAAGCUCCUGCAAAGACUCCGUCAAAGACACCCAUACCUGACGAGGGGACUCCUGAUGCAGUCACAAAGGAGACGCCUGUCAAGGACAAGCCUGAGCCAGUCAAGUCGGUCCCUACGGACAGUCCACCUCUCCUGCGUAAGCCCCUCGACGCUGAAAUCGAAGCCGGUGGCGAGAUUGAAGGUCUCAUUACAGAAGAAUUGGCUCGUCAACACAACCUCCCUGCGAGCCUUGUUGGUCACGUAGUGGAGAAACGAAAAGGUCCUGGCCGGCCGCCAAAAGACGGUAUCAUGUCCAAGCGACAACGCUCGCAGCUUAUCAAGCAGGCCAAGGAGAUUGAGAGAGCCAAAGCUGCUGGUAUUGAUCCCGCUGACAUACCCGCCCCAUCUGUCAAGCCCAAGAUCACGAAACGAAAGGAUUCAAAUGCGGGCGACGGGGACGGUGACGACAUCUUGGAAUCGACCGAGAAGGGCGACGGCAUGAUGAUGGGCGACAAGGGAAAGCAGAAGCAGCCAAUCAAACCGCCGCGCACUCCAUCUCCGGAGAUGCGCAUCGAGGACUACAGCGAAGAGCAGCUGCAGCGCCCUUCGGCAAACUAUGUGGUACUCAUUCACGAGGCUAUAUCUUCCUCCUGCAAUGGUCAGAUGAACCUUCAGCAGAUCUACAACUACAUCGAGAAGAAAUACCCUUGGUACAAGUUCAAGACCACUACAAGUGGUUGGCAGUCGAGCGUCAGACACAACCUCGGUCAACACGAUGCUUUUGUCAAGGGAGACAAAGAAGGCAAAGGUUUCAACUGGCGUAUUAAUCCUGAGGUGUCCAUCGAGAAGGAGCGCAGGAAGAGGCAAGUGAGUCCGCCGGUCAAUCAUGCUCAGCGACCACAAUACUACCCGCCACCGAACGGAUACCCUCAAUAUCCUCAUCAACCCGGUUACCCAUAUCACCCAGGCAUGCCUCCACCUGGUAUGCCACCCGCGCCUCCAAGACUUCCGCCAAGCAUGAUGGCUUCCGCCCCUCGUUUACCUCCAAGUAUGGCUCGAGAUGCAAACGUCGCAACACCUGCUACACCACAGGGCGCUCCUCCACCUUCGCCUUAUGCUUCACCUUGGGCUGGUGGUAACACAGCUGGGAGCCCUCCUGCACCAGCCCCUCCUCGCCCUUACCCCCAACCUCCUCAUGGAACACCGCCAAUCAGCUCCGCAGCCGCCGGAUCAAGUGGACAGUAUGGCGUACUCUACCCAACGAGUGCGCCACCAUCACACAACGGACAUUCAUCAGCAAGUCCCUACGGUGGUCCGUACGCUGCUACGGGUGCGAGUCCCUAUGGUGCUGCACCAGGCCGUCCGUAUGCUCCAUACUCUCACCAGAGUUAUUCACAGUCUGGUCAUCCGGGUCCUCCGCCACAAAGUCCGGCGCCACAGCAGUCUCAACCGCCUCCACAGGUUUAUCCGAGUCAAGCGCCUCCGGCCAAUCCCGCGCUUUCGACUAUCGUUCUGACUCCUCAGAUUAUAAGUCGUUAUCCCGCCAACACCAAUCACGAUUUGAUCCGUAACCUGGAAGCAUUCAGAAGGGUAUAUCUCGACAAAAGGACGCAGCCCGGUGAAGACAAGAAAGUCGAUAAUGCAAUCAGAGCUUUCGUAGACACCAGUAUACCUCAAGCAAGCCUCACUGAGUCUGAGCAGCAACUACUGACAGCUAUCACGAACGUUCCCAAUUUGACAGUCUAUCGAGCAAAACCUAUUGUUGCCCAGCAGGACAGUACGGUAACUCAAGAUCCCGUUACUAGCACUGCAGCCGCAGGUACUGCAGCCGCUAUCGCAGCAGGUGGCGCCGCCGGGACAAUGCCAAGCGUGCCUCCGAGCAUACAGACCCAACAGACACCUCAGCAAGUCCCCCAUGCGCCCGCAUCUUCUUCUGCAACAUCUGCGCCGACAGUGAAUGCUCCGGCAACGCCUAUCCCCGCAACAAGCGAGCCACAUAAAUUCAUGCCCAAUAUGACCGCAGCAUCUGCUCCUGCGCCGCCAGGCCCUUCUCCAUCGUUGCCUCCUUCGCAUCGCCCUAGCGUAGAGCCGCUUACGCCCGUACCAGGUUCGCCAGCAGUACAGAACGGGACGCCGCUGAUCAAGCGCUCGAUGACUGAGAACAACGCCGCUGAUCUGGCUGUCAAGGAAGAGGAUACUAAGCUUGAAGACGAUGACGUACCUACCAAGAUAGAGUAG